Spinacia oleracea (spinach) is the source of this 2327-nucleotide messenger RNA. RefSeq lists its product as uncharacterized. The record is from RefSeq and is a predicted model, not a curated record. The transcript is spliced from 3 exons. The coding region runs from base 335 to 2248 and encodes 637 amino acids. Lineage: Eukaryota; Viridiplantae; Streptophyta; Magnoliopsida; Caryophyllales; Amaranthaceae.
CUUUAUCAUUUUAUUUCAAUGGCUGAGAUUUGCUCUGUCCCUUCAACUGCCUUUAACUGUCAAAUCGCCCGUUUUCCUCGAUUUUUGACUAUUUAACUUUCUUUUCUUAAAACAUCAAAACACUUUCGCUCUUUUCUUCAAACUUUUCUCUCUCUUUCUCAAAUCUUCUCCUUUGUUCCUGCGAGUUAUUUUUUCGGCGUUGUUUCUGUUGCUGACUGCGGUGCUUGCGGAAGUGUUGUACCUCGGUUCUGGGCUGCUAAAUUUCCGUUGUGCGAGAAGGUAUAGUCUUUUUUGUUUUUGUUUCUUCCUUCGUAUAGGUUUAUAUUUGGGUGCAAUGUCGAGUGAGCGAGAUAGUGAUAAUGUGUUGAGUGGGGCUGGGUAUGACGAUGUUGACCCUGCGUCUACCUCUGAGGAUGUCAAUUUUGAGGAUGAUGAUAAGCCGUCUGCCUCUGACUAUUUUGAGCCGUCUUACGAGGAUGCUGCAAAGGAAUUACAGGCUCACAUGCGCAAACAGGAUGCCGUCAGGGGUGCCCAUCUAGAGGACGUGGCUGGUGGGAGCCGUCAGAUGGAUGAAGGGGAGGUUAGCAGUCAUGCUAACGAUGUUGCGGGAUCCGAUAACUCCGCCGGUAGCGUUGGGGGAGAUGAUGAGGAUGCAGGGGAUUCAAUUUUGGAGUCUGAUGAUGAUAUUGGCCGGUUGUGGGAUGAUGGUGAAGACGUGACCUCUCUGUGUGAGCAGGUUUUGAGAGAAGGGGAUCUGGAUGUGGAACCAGAUUCCGAUACGGAGGAGAUGAGCUACAGGGUUGAGAGUCCUCCUCCUGCUGGUAGUGCCGUUUACAAAGCUAAAAUAAUCAAAUCUUUCCGUGAUAGGGCUAUCAAAGACGACCAUCCGCGCUGGGCCAAAGAGUAUUUGAAACUGCCCAAAGGGUACCGUCUCGUGAUUCCUGCUGAGGGGAGUGUGAUUUUGGAUUGUCGUCCUGAUCAUAUCGGCGUGUAUGCCCAUCAUCUAGAUUUCGGCCUCCGAUUUCCUCUUCAUCCUUUUAUAGAGAAGGUAUUCCGGGCUUGGAAUGUAUGUUUGGCGCAGGUAACGCCUCAGGUAGUGAGGAAUGUUGUGGCUUUUACCUGGCUGCUAUCUUUUAAACAAUGGCCCCAAACCAUUAAUCUGUUUAGGCGGCUGAUUUGGUUGAAAAAGUACAAGAAGAAGUCUGGAUGGUGGUCUUUUUACACCAAGGCAAGCAAAAUGACAGUCAACCCCAAGCUGUCUAGCUGUAAAGAUUGGGAAAAGAAGUUCUACUGGUUGAGAGUGCCUUCUGACCCCAUUCGGACUCGCUUUCAUCUCCCCCGUCCUCAUAUGAACCAUUACCCCAUUCGGGAGUUGGGUUUCAGGGAGAAAAGGGCCCACCAGUUUGUGUCCUGUUUGCAUGUUGACACCGGUUUGCAGAAGUCUGUGACCGUUCCUAAGUACUGGUUGCCUCCUGCUAAGUAUAUUUUGGGAAAUGGGCCGCUGUCUGCAGUUGGCUUGUGCCACACCCAUACUCUUGGUCUGCAUACUCUCAACUUUGCUAUUCUCGGUUUGGGCAAAGACGGUCGUCCUACUACCAACAACCCUCCCAAUCCGAAAGGUGUGUUUUCUACUCUGUCGACCUACGCAACCCAAGCCAACAAAAAGCGUGGUUCGACUCGGGAGGAGGUUGCGAGUGAGUCUCCUGCUAAGAAGACAAAAAGAUUAAGCUCCAUACCAGCUCCCAAACCACUUUCCAUCCGUGCGCCUACUGGAGUUGUUUUCAAAACGACUCAUACUGCUCCUGACAACCCUGCUCCAAGACCUGUCUUCAAGACCGUCCAUACUGCUCCUGACAUGGCUGGAGGUUUUAAAAGUUUGGAUUGCGGUCGUGGUGCUGCCCUUACUGGCAGGCGUCCUCGCGAUCGUAACCAACCCUUCACUCGGGUGAAUCGGUCUCGAGUGGACGGUACUACGCAGCCUGCCCCUGAUAAGUCUCAGCAGAAGUCUCCUGAGAAAGGUUUUGAAUCAGCUGCCGAUGUGAACAUCGCAGGCCAAGGGGGUGAUGCUGUUGCGGAUGUUGAGCCGAUAGCCCAACCAGACUUGAUGGUUGUGGAUCUUAUGACUCCAACCCGUCAGAACCAAGAGCAAGAGGUAAAUGAUACUGAUGUUGCUGGUAUGGGCCAGAAGACUCCUCCUCUCAUGCCUCCUACUCUUCAUACUUCUUCUGGGUAUGUUCGCCCUAGCUAGAGUGCUGGUACCAGCUCUGGUCUGAACAUGGGUGUCUUUGUCCGUCCUGGGGAGUGGAUUGAGAAGACUCCGAUUUGCC